AUGGGCGCCACGCCGCCAUCAGACCCGGGGCCCGAAGGCGGUCGCCGUGAGCUCGAGGCCGGCCCGCCGCCCCAGGCGGUUCGAGUGAAGCGCGCACAGGUGCCCCGCGCCUGUCCACGAUGCCGCAAGCUGCAGAAGGCCUGCAGCGACUUCCGCCCGUGCCAGCGCUGCGUCCGGGCCGGCCUGGCAAAGCAGUGCGGCUCGGGCCUGGCCCUCGAGCCACAGCUGCCACGGCAGGCCCGCGCACCGGCUGGCUUCAAUGCAGCCGCUGACGGCAGUGGGGGUGGGAAUGGAGGCAUCCCGUCGCCAGGGACAGCGUCGACAUCGGGAGGUGCGGCGGCAGCCCCCUCGCCCCUCUCCGUCUCGCUCACAAACUCUGCCGCGUCGCCCGUCACGCCCCACGCCUACACCAGCUUCGCCAGAGACUCGUUCCACCGCCAGACCGGCCUCUUGUCGCCCCCAGUCAUCCAGCACUGCUCCGACCGCUUCCACGAGCGCCUGUAUCCCACCAUCCCCAUUGCCACCCAGGACUACCUCCGCCGUCUAGCAGCUCGUACCGACGGAACCGAGGCGGGCAACGAGGCGUACUGCGUGCUGCUGGGCAUGAGCGCCAUGGUCCUGCUCCAAGUGGAAGACCCUCUAGGGACCGGCAUCGCUCCCGCUCAUAUCCCCGCCAAGAACAACAGGGCAUAUGGCUCCAUCCUCCUCGAGGAAGCCCUCGCCGCGCAUCGCCACCUCGCCCGCCGCCCCAACCCGUCGUUCGAGCACGUCCUCCUCACCUUUUUCAUCUACGCUUGUCACGGCACGCUCCUGCAUCACAGCCAGGCAUUCUUCUUCCUGCGCGAGGCGACGACGCUGCAUCAUCUCACGCGGCUCGAAACCAUGGACCCGCCCACCAGGCAGCUCGCGGAGCGGUUGUUCUGGGUGCUGCUCAUCUCGGAACGCUCUCAUGGCAUCCGCUAUCGCCGGCCGGUCACUCUGCAGGUCACGAGUGCGGGACCAAUCUUGCCAAUGUAUCCAGCUAGUCAGCAGCCGUUGCACGCGGGUUUCGUCUGUCUCGCAGCUUUGUUUCGCCCCCUUGAUACAUCCUUCAUUGCGCUUCUGAACCAGGAACUCACCAGCAUCCGGCCAUCCAUCGAGUCUUUGGAUGAGGUUGAAGCCGGGGUCGCAUCAGCCCUUGACGAGCGCAGUCUCGCUGUGCUCGAGGCGACACAGAAGGCCAACCUCUUCAUCACUCAAGCCUGGCUGCUCAUCAUCAUCUGGCAGCUGCGCCUGCGCCUCGGUCAGCUUAUCGCGCCCAACGCAACGAUGCAUGACACCGGCACGGCGAACACUCUGGGAGCCAGGCCCAGCAUGAGUCGCACGUACGGCUACCCUCUGCACAUAGCACGCAGCCUGACGCUCUCGGUCCAGGACCUCCCGCUGGACUCGAUCAAGGUCCACGGCGUAGGCAUCACGGAGAAGGUGUUUGAUGUCGCGUGUGCAGUGGCCAAUGUCCUCGCGAGGAUCCCGUUCUUUGAGGACUUUAGUGCCCCGGACCGGGGUCUGAUGAGUGGCUCAGCACGUAUCCACGACGAUGGGAGCAGCAGCAAUCACCACCCCCACCACCACCAUGAGACGGCGCAGAUGACGAGAAAGGCCAUGGCCGAGAACGACUUUACAUAUCUCCGACGUCUUAUGCAGCAGCUCCCUUCCGGAUUGACAGUGUACGAUGACCUUCUCGUCAAGCACAUCAAUCAAGACGCAGACGGCGCUGUCACUUGA
Messenger RNA from Microdochium trichocladiopsis, 1764 nucleotides. RefSeq lists its product as uncharacterized. Gene Ontology annotation, biological process: regulation of DNA-templated transcription. NCBI's taxonomy places the organism in Eukaryota, Fungi, Ascomycota, Sordariomycetes, Xylariales, Microdochiaceae. Gene Ontology annotation, molecular function: DNA-binding transcription factor activity, RNA polymerase II-specific; zinc ion binding. The record is from RefSeq and is a predicted model, not a curated record. The coding region runs from base 1 to 1764 and encodes 587 amino acids. The transcript has a single exon.